This is a messenger RNA of Lodderomyces oxycetoniae, 2703 nucleotides long. It is a transcript of the gene MSH2, whose product is annotated as mismatch repair ATPase. The coding region runs from base 1 to 2703 and encodes 900 amino acids. The transcript has a single exon. The record is from RefSeq and is a predicted model, not a curated record. NCBI's taxonomy places the organism in Eukaryota, Fungi, Ascomycota, Pichiomycetes, Serinales, Debaryomycetaceae. Gene Ontology annotation, biological process: mismatch repair; mitotic recombination. Gene Ontology annotation, cellular component: MutSalpha complex; nucleus. Gene Ontology annotation, molecular function: ATP binding; mismatched DNA binding; ATP-dependent DNA damage sensor activity.
AUGUCUUCAAGUCUAGAUACAAAGUUUUCCAAUACCUGGAACGAGAAGUCGUUUAUCAAAAAUUUAGCUGGCAAGAAUCCUAAUGAUAUUCGAUUUGUUGACCAUAAUAAAGAUUAUUUCACUUGCCUUGAUUGCGAUGCUGAACUUAUAGCUGACGAGAUAUACAAGACCAGAUCGGUCAUAAAAAUUCAGGACGGGAUCAAGUAUAUCACUAUAUCGCCUCAAGUGUUUCAAAACGUGUUGAAAUUUGUGCUUUUGGAUAAACAAAUGCGGGUUGAGAUUUAUAAUAGCAAGACGUAUCAAUUGGUUGUUAGUGGUACUGCAGGAAACCUUGAUGCCGUGAGCGAGGAGUAUGAAAUCAACUUUGAGUUUCAGGAUUGUUCAAACUCGUCCAUUGCUGCCGUAAAGGUGCAAGGUAGCCGUGUCGGGGUAUGUUUAAUAGAAGAGGAUUUGAUCCAAUUGUGUGAGUUUGAAGAUAAUGAUUUAUUUUCAAAUUUGGAAGGAUUAUUGGUGCAAUUGGGAAUAAAGGAGGUUGUUUUACCAAACUUAUCCGAUAAGAAGCUAUUACAGGUGAUUAACAAAAUUAGCAACAUCGUCAUUAGCACGGGCACUCAUUUCAAUACUAAAAAUAUUGAACAGGAUUUGGUUAAAUUGUUGGAGGAAGAAAACCUUGAAAUGGCUUUUUCUUCAAAAGGCAUGAAGAUGGCUGAGCUCCCGCUUUCGUUAGCUUCUUGUAACGAAUUGAUUGCUUAUUUGAAUUUACUUGAAAAUGACGAGUCUCUGAGGAGAAAAUAUACCAUUGAAAAGUACAAUUUAUCGUCCUUUAUGAAAUUGGAUUCAGCAACAAUGAAGGCAUUGAACUUAUUCCCCGAGUUUAAAACUAGCUCAAUCACCUCGAUUUUCGAAUUGUUGAAUAAAUGCAAAACAGCUGGUGGAGCGAGAUUAUUAUCGCAAUGGUUGAAACAGCCCUUAACUUCGGUCACAGAAAUUGAAGAAAGGCAGGAGUUGGUUAGUUUUCUAAUGGAUAACGCCAGUACAAGGGUUUCCAUACAGGAUAUUCUAUCUCAAAUCCCGGAUAUAAAGAGACUAUUAAAGAAAAUGACAAUAUCUAUAAGUAAAAACGGCAAUGAAAACAAGAAAUUGGAAGACUUGGUUCGAUUAUAUCAAAUGGUUCUUCUUUUACCAGAUUUGAUCAAACUAUUGCAAGAUCAGAGCGAAUUGCUGGAUAAAUAUUGGCUAGAACCUAUAAAGAAACUGUAUGCUGCACUUGUUAAAUUCCAAGAACUAGUUGAAACUACAGUUGACUUGAAAGGCUUGCAUGAUCUACACUCCAAUUUCGACAUCCGUCCUGAGUUUGACUCAUCAUUAAUUGAUAUUAAUGAACGUAAAAAUAAGUCAAUGGAUAAAAUCAAACAAUCGCAUGCAGAAGCCGCUGAUGAUUUGAACAUGGAUCCAGAUAAAAAAUUAAAACUUGAAAAUCACCAGGUUCAUGGCUACUGUAUGAGAUUGACUCGAAAUGAUUCAGUCGUUUUGAGAAAUAAUAGGAAAUAUAUCGAAAUACAAACAGUUAAAGCUGGGGUAUACUUUACUACAACUGAGUUAAGAAAACAAGCACAAGUUUAUGCUCAAUCUUGUGAUGACUAUAAUUGUAAACAAAGAGAAUUGAUCCGUGAAGUCAUCUCAAUUGCGUUAACUUACAGGUCCUUAUUUUUAAAAUUGAGCUUGGACUUGUCGCAUUUGGAUGUUAUUCUCAGCUUUGCCAAUGCUGCUUUAGUUGCUCCUACAACAUUUGUUAAACCCAAGAUGAUUCCCCUUGAUUGCACAGAAAGAAAGGUACACAUUGAAAACUCAAGACAUCCAUUAUUAGAAAUUCAAGAUGAUGUUGACUUUGUGCCCAACGAUGUCAAGAUUAGUGGUAAAUUCUUUAAUAUCAUCACUGGGCCAAACAUGGGAGGUAAAUCUACUUAUUUGAAACAAAUUGCUACAAUAGCACUAAUGGCACAAGUUGGUUCCUUUAUACCAGCAGAUGAAGGCGAGGUCACGUUACCCGUGUUUGACUCGAUCUUGUCUCGUGUUGGAGCUGGAGACUCGCAAUUGAAAGGAUUAUCUACAUUUAUGAUUGAAAUGUUGGAGACCUCGUCGAUACUAGCCACAGCAACGCAAAACUCACUCAUUAUCAUAGAUGAAUUAGGUAGAGGUACUUCUACAUACGAUGGAUUUGGUCUUGCCUGGUCAAUACUGGAACACCUAAUUCGAGUUAAGAAAUGUAUCACUUUAUUUGCUACUCAUUUCCAUGAAUUGAAUCAAUUGGCUGAAAAAUAUCCCAAUGAUGUUGAGAAUUUGCACGUUGUAGCCUAUGUGGAAAACAAGGAUGAUAUUACAUUAAUGUAUAAAAUUGAACCUGGAAUUUCAUCAAAAUCAUUUGGUAUUAAUGUAGCUGAAAUGGUCAAGUUUCCUGAAAAGAUUAUCAAGAUGGCAAAGAGGAAGGCAAUGGAGUUGGAGAGCGAUAAGGAAACGGCAAGCAAAGCGCAGCAUAUAUCUUCACCUGAAGAACUCAAGAUGGAGGUGGACAAUUUGAAAAAAGUAUUGAAAACUUGGAGAAAAGAAAAUAACCUUGAUCCUGAGAGCGCUUGUCGCGAGUUGAAAAAAUUAUUAGAGCAAAACUCCAGUGGAUACAUAACCGAGCUUAUUAAAAGCCUCUGA